This is a messenger RNA of Acanthosepion pharaonis, 648 nucleotides long. The record is from the annotation of a GenBank genome assembly. NCBI's taxonomy places the organism in Eukaryota, Metazoa, Mollusca, Cephalopoda, Sepiida, Sepiidae.
AUGAAAUUCUUCGCUACCAUUUCAUCUUUCUUUUCCUUUUUUCCUUCUUUUUCCUUUAUUCUUCAUUAUCAUUCCAACUUAGUUAUUUUCAUUCCUUUCUAUUCUUUCUGCCACAUUUAUUUAUCCUUUCUUUUCAAACAUUUUGAAUUACACCUUUCUUUUUUUAUUUCAUUCUUUUCCUUCGAGUUUUAUUAUAUUAUUUUUCUUUUUCUUUAUCAUUGGUCUGAUUCCUUGCAUUCUCUUCCUUUCUUUCUUUCUUUCUUUCUUUCUUUCUUUCUUUUUCUUCAAUUUCCACAUGUGUUUUUUAUUGGUCUGAUUCCUUUUUUCCCUUCUGUUUUUUGUUUUUUCGCUCUUUCUAUUUUUCUUUCUUUCUUUUUCUUCCGUUUCCUCAUGUUUUCUUUUUGCUUUUACUUAUUCAUGUUUUAUUUUAUUCUUUAUUCUUCUGAUUCCAUUUCUUUCUUCGUUUUUUCGUUUAUUUUUCUUUCUUUUCUUCAGUUUCCUUUUAUUUUUCGGGUUUUAUUUACAUUCUUUAUGGGUCUGAUUGAUUUUCUUCCUUUCCUUCUUUCUCUAUCUCUCUAUUUAUUCUCCCUUUCUUUCUUUUUUUUCUUCUGUUUCAUUUUAUUUUUCAUAUUUUUCUUCUUUUUCUGA